Messenger RNA from Rhizoctonia solani, 1242 nucleotides. RefSeq names its product maintenance of telomere capping protein 1. The record is from RefSeq and is a predicted model, not a curated record. The transcript has 5 exons. The coding region runs from base 1 to 1242 and encodes 413 amino acids. NCBI's taxonomy places the organism in Eukaryota, Fungi, Basidiomycota, Agaricomycetes, Cantharellales, Ceratobasidiaceae.
AUGUCCAAGUCUAAGCAGCAGGAGGCACAGGAUCUAUUGAAUGAUUUGGACUCUCUCGGGGCACCUCCGCCAGUCAAUCGGAAGAGCGGUAGUUCUCCUGCCCCACCAUCAGCUGGGGUCAGCGGAGAAGGAGCAGAGGCUCUGGCCUUUCUGGAUGAAAUAACUCAAAAGAGCUCGGAGCCGACAAAGUCUACCCCUGCACCCGUUGCCAAACCUACUGAACGAAUCCGCCUGUCUGUUACAAGCAACCCUCGCCGUAGUGUCGACUCAUCGCGCGCAGGAACUCCAGUAUCUCGUAUAGCAUCGACGGCCACGCCGCCUCCUAACGCAUCGACAAGUCAAACGGCUACUACCGAGGAAAAUGCUCCGGCUGCUAGAACAGUAGUCGAAGAGCAAGCAAAACAUCUUCCGCCUAUUCCGCCAGCCGCUGCUGCUCGCGGGGAACUGGCCAGGAAAUGGGGCGAGGGCAUGAUGGAGUAUGUCAAGAAUGCCCAAAUUGAUAAAAUAAGUCAAGACCUCAGGAAUGUAUCGCUUUCGACGCUUACUGAAAUCAUGAAUGUGGUUGCACCUCCCAUCUCUGAGCACGAGGUUAUCCAGGUCUGGCUUAGUCAUGAUAUGCAGGGAUACGACGGAAUAGAAUCUCUCGUAUACCGCUCGCUCGCAAAGAUCAUGGAUCAAGUUGAAGGAGGCGAUCUUACUGUAAACCGAGGCAACGAGACCCGCCAGAAGGAAGGGUCGACUGAUCGUGAAUUAAAUGCCCUCCACAGCUAUGAAGAAGCUAUCAAAUUAGCUGAGGCUGAAAUAGCGGAAAUGGUGAAGGUUCGCGCGGCACAGCCAACCACCUCGGAGCCCAAAUCUCCAACUCUACAAAAUCCAACAACUUACUCCACCGUCUAUAUUCGCGUACAGCCCUUCUUCUCGCCUGAACUGCCCACAAAAAUCCCAAGCCUUCCUGGAGCUGAGAAUCCUGCUGUGCCUCCAACUCCCAAGGCUGAACAGCAGCAACUCCAGUUCUUGCUUUACCUUGUUGACCCUGCCCAUGAACUGGCGCACGCCACUGUAACACAAGGUGUAUCUGCGGGUUGGCUCGGAAUGUGGGAUGCACACGAGUGGAUAGAGACUACUGUUGUCGAAGUGCUGAGAGUCGGCGUGGAGGUGUUAGGGCAGCAUUAUGUUGCGGAUAGGAUGGGAUACGCAAAAAGAGCAGAGCUUGAAGCCUUGGUGUCAGAAAAAAGCGGAUGA